AUGGGCGGUAACGGGAGAGACGUUUGUAUUUUCCACGGUUCUGAUCGUCUUCUGUCAGCAGUUUUUACCGGAAAUGGGAAAUUCUGCGCUACGGGAGGGGAUGGACGACUCGCUACAGUUUGGGACACCUCUUGUGGCGAAGCAAUUAUGAAAAUGCCCCCACAUCUGAGUCCAGUUACCAAACUCGCGUUCAACAGCACAAAUACUCUUCUCGCGUCUGGAGAUGCUGACGGUCUUGUCAAAAUCUGGGAUUUGAAGGAAGCUCGACUAAUGCGCAAUCUCGAGGGACAUCGCCUCGGAAUUACAUGUCUGGCGUUUUAUCCAAACGAAGAAACAGUCGUUUGCGCUAGCGGGAGCAAAGAUGGCAGGCUCCGACUAUGGGACAUCAAGCGCAAGGGCUUCUUUCGAACAUUCGGGCGAAAAGGAGGAGCUGUCAUUCUAAGCUGCGCCUUUUCUCCUGAUGGUAGGUUGAUUGCAGUCGCAGAUGAGGAGAGUAUCAAAGUCUACGAUGUGAAUUCUGAGGGAGCUCCGCUCGUAAAUUUAUCUUGUCAGAAUCCUGGAAAUGUUCAAUUUCACCAACGAGAAAUGAUCAUGGUUUAUUCGACCUUUUCUGGUGGAGUCAUUCCUGGCAAUUCUUGCGUCAAUAUCUUCGACUUAGAAACGAAAGAAACAACGUCAAGCGUAAUCAGUCCAAGCCGCGUCGAGUCGAUAGCCUUCCAUCCCGUAAAACCAGUGUGCUUUGCGCUGACAGAAGACGGAUUAAAAGUUGUCGGGCUCGAGUCCAACCGCAUCUACGAUUCAGUUAAUUCUCCUUUCCGACGCGUACACAGUGCAUUCGCUCUUGAGAGCGAACUCCUCGUGAUUUGUGAUGACGCAAAAGCGCCGGGAAAAUUAAUGCAAUUCGACAUCAUGAAACUUUGCUUGGAGCAGCCUGAUACGCCGCAAACUGCUGGAUCGUCGAGGGGUAUUUUCGAGCAAUCGAGGCCUGGGACGAUGGAAAGUAUGUACAACGUGGACUCGCCGUUCUCCGAUGACGCUACUGGUGCCAAAAUCGAAAUAAAGGAUAUGCAGAAGUUCGCUGCGUUGUUCGACAAAAAAGCAAAUGUAAAAACAGCUGGAGAAACAUAUGUUGUCCCACCAAGACAAGGAGAUUUUAAGAAUUUACCGAAAGUGUCAAAAAGGAACGGAUAA
Molecule: messenger RNA, 1191 nt
Organism: Oikopleura dioica
Lineage: Eukaryota; Metazoa; Chordata; Appendicularia; Copelata; Oikopleuridae
Source: the annotation of a GenBank genome assembly